CUGCCUGGUCACACUGAAUUAGCCGCUUACACAAGAAACGAAUUUGUUGACUUUUUUUAAUUUUUUAAUUUCUUUGCUAGAAAGUUGAAUAAGAACUAGUGUGAAAAUGCCGUUUAUGAAAGGACGUGAACCCAUACGCCGUACUUUAAAGUAUCUAAAUGCUGGCAAACUAGUUCUCAAGGAUAAAGUGCGGAUAUUCAGUGUAAAUUAUAACACAUACGGCGAACAUCAUGCGGGAGCCAGAGAGUUUGUGUUCUGGAAUAUACCACAAGUGCAGUUCAAGAAUCCUCAGGUUCAGGUGCUAACGCUUAAGAAUAUGACACCAUCGCCAUUUGUGAGAUGUUACUUUGAGGAUGGACGAGAUAUGCUCAUCGAUAUUGAUGGCAAGGGACAUGACGACAUUAUAGAUCAUCUGGUCAAGGUGGUGGGUAAGACGAGAGAACAAUUGGAUGCUGAGGCGCGUCUGGCCGAGAGUAAGGAUAAUCCAGCUAAUUUUGGCUAUGGUUGUGAUCGGCAUUGCAUCUGUGAGAUACCUGGACAGAUUGCUUGCCCUGGAACGGUGCCACUGCCCGAAAAAAUGCGAGGCAAAUUUCUAUUUGCACCCAAAUAGAUAAAAAAAACCAAAUUAAACAAUUUUUUGGUUUCGUUA
Molecule: messenger RNA, 649 nt
Organism: Drosophila willistoni
Lineage: Eukaryota; Metazoa; Arthropoda; Insecta; Diptera; Drosophilidae
Gene: mRpS25
Product: probable 28S ribosomal protein S25, mitochondrial
Exons: 3
Coding region: 107-610 (167 amino acids)
Cellular component (GO): mitochondrion
Molecular function (GO): structural constituent of ribosome
Source: RefSeq, a predicted model, not a curated record